Molecule: messenger RNA, 2543 nt
Organism: Peromyscus maniculatus bairdii (prairie deer mouse)
Lineage: Eukaryota; Metazoa; Chordata; Mammalia; Rodentia; Cricetidae
Source: RefSeq, a predicted model, not a curated record
AUGUAGUCUGCGGCACUGUGACGUCACGGCGAGCCAUCCUAAAUUCCCUCCUGGCUUUCAGUCCACGUGUGUGCAACUUCCUCAAAGUUGGGCGAGAGUCCUGUCUGCUCUACAUUCCUGUUGCGUCUCAGACAUGGAGUGAGCGCCAUGACAAAUCCAUGCAAUCAGCACAUUGCUCACGUUGCUCCUUUCAUGUCCAAUCUGAGACUCCAUUAUAUCUUCACUUCCAUUCUGUAGUUCAUGACUGAUGUGGCUACUGUGGUUACAUUCCUGGGUCUUUUUCUACAGCUGCAGCUGGGAUGCCUUCCCCUGACCUUACACCAGAGGUUCCAGAAAUGCUGUCCUUCUCGGAUGUGGCCAUUGAGUUCUCUGCAGAAGAGAGGGAAUGCCUGGAGCCUGCUCAGUGGAAUUUGUACAGGGAUGUGAUGUUGGAGAAUUACAGCCACCUUGUGUUCCUUGGUCUUGCUGUGUCUAAGCCACACCUGGUGACACUUUUGGAGCAAAGACAAGACUCUUCAGAUGUGAAUAGACAAGCAGCAGCCAACGUGCAGCCAGGAACAACAUUCAAUGAUUAUAAUGAUUACAGCAAGGGUAUUGACUGUAACUCAUUAAGUAUUCAAAGCCAGAGAAUUCAUACAAGGGAGAAACCCUACCAGUGUAAAGAAUGUGGUAAGGGCCUUAGUUCUUAUAAAACACUUUCCAUACACCAAAGACUUCAUACUGGAGACAAACCCUAUAUGUGUAAAGAAUGUCAUAAGACCUUCAAUACUCGCUCUUCACUUUUUAUACACCAGAAAAAUCAUACUGAUGAAAAAACCCACAAGUGUGAAGAAUGUGGCAAAUUAUUUUAUUAUCCUUCAAUGCUGAAGCAACAUCAAAGAAUUCAUUCUGGAGAGAAACCCUACAAGUGUGAAGAAUGUGGCAAAGCUUUUUAUGAAUCUUCAAUGCUGAAGCAACAUCAAAGAAUUCAUUCUGGAGAGAAACCCAACAAAUGUGAAAAAUGUGAGAAAGCUUUUUAUGAUCCCUCAAUGCUGAAGCAACAUCAAAGAAUUCAUUCUGGAGAGAAACCCUACAAUUGUAAAGAAUGUGACAAAUCCUUUAACACUCCUUCAGUGCUGAAGCAACAUCAAAAAAUUCAUUCUGGAAAGAAACCCUACAAGUGUGAAGAAUGUGGCAAAUACUUUAAUAAACCUUCAGUGCUAAAGCAACAUCAAAGAAUUCAUUCUGGAGAGAAACCAUGCAAGUGUGAAGAAUGUGGCAAAUCCUUUUAUAAACCUUCAGUGCUGAAGAGACAUCAAAGAAUUCAUUCUGGAGUGAAACCAUGCAAGUGUGAAGAAUGUGGCAAAUCCUUUUACUACCCUUCACUGCUGAAGCAACAUCAAAGAAUUCAUUCUAGAAAGAAACCAUGCCUGUGUGAAGAGUGUGGCAGUUUAUUUUCUUCAUUCUCAUCCCUUACUCAACAUCAAACAGUUCACCACAAAGACAAUCUCUACAAGUGUGCAGAGUGUGGCAUAAGGUUUUCCCAUUCUGCAAUCUUUCAGAAACAUAGUAAAAUUCAUGAAGAGAGACCAUACAAGUGUGAAGAAUGUCACAAAACCUUUCUUUAUCACUCAUCACUUAAGAACCACAAGGUAGUUCAUACUAGACAGAAAUUCUACAAGUGUGAAGAGUGUGGCAAAUAUUUUUCCUCAGCUUCAUGCCUUAGACGACAUCAAAUAAUUCACAGUGAAGACAACCCUUACAAGUGUGAAGAGUGUGGCAGAUGUUUUUCCUCAGAUGCAUGUUUUAGAGCACAUCAAACUAUCCAUUCUGAAGACAAUCCUUAUACCUGUGUACAAUGUGGCAAACGAUAUUCCUGUUCUAGGGAUCUUCAGGAACAUCAAACACUUCAUACUGGAGAGAAAUUGUACAAGUGUGAAGAAUGUGGCAAAGGCUUUCAUUAUCUCUCAUGCUUUAGGAAUCACCAGGCAAUUCAUACUGGAGAAAAACUUUACAAGUGUGAAGAAUGUCACAAAACCUUUCGUUAUCUCUCAUCCCUUAGGAAUCACAUGGGAGUUCAUACUGGAGAGAAACCAUUCAAGUGUGGAGAAUGUAACAAAACCUUUUGUUAUCUCUCAUACCUUAGGAAACACAAGAGAGUUCAUAGUGAAGAGAAACCAUACAAGUGUGAAGAAUGUCACAAAGCUUUUCAUUAUCUCUCAUCCCUUAGGAAACACAAAAGAGUUCAUAGUGAAGAGAAACCAUACAAGUGUGAAGAAUGUCACAAAGCCUUUCAUUAUAUCUCAUCCCUUAUGAGACACAAGACAGUUCAUACUGGAGAGAAUCCCUAAAACUGAAUGUGUGAGAAGGUUCUCUUUACCUUCAUCCUUUAGACAAUAUAAAAAAAAAAAAAAGGAAAUUCAUUCUGAAGACAAUCCCUAAAAUUGUAGAGAAUGUGACAAAAACUUUGUUAGUCUGUAUGUGCUUACUCAACAGAUGCUAUAGUUCAUAUGGAGAAAUAUCCUAAAAAUGUCAUUAAAUGUUUACUUUUUCAACCCUUAAAA